AUGUCUGACGCCGGAAGAAAGCCAAUUAGCACCAAGUUGUCUGAGUCUUUGACUCCUGACUCCCAAAAGACAACCACUGAAAAGGUCAAGGAAUCCGUCACGGGCCAAGCUGACAAGUUUGCUGCUGCAGUUCAACCACAACAAGAAAAGUCCUUUGCGCAAACAGUUUCUGACGAUGUUCAAAGAGGCCACGACCAAGGUAAGGAAGCUGCCACUCCUCAAAAGCCUUUAACUGAAACCAUCGGCGAAUACGUUGAAGCUGGUAAGGAAGUAAUUGCCGAAGCAGCUGCUUACGUUACUGGUGCUACCACUGGUGCUGCUGAAGGUGCCAAACAAGGAGCUGACGCCACUAAGACAUCACCAUAUGUUGAUGACACCAGGAAGUAA
Lizanozyma spartinae is the source of this 387-nucleotide messenger RNA. Its product is annotated as lipid-binding protein. The coding region runs from base 1 to 387 and encodes 128 amino acids. The record is from RefSeq and is a predicted model, not a curated record. The transcript has a single exon. NCBI's taxonomy places the organism in Eukaryota, Fungi, Ascomycota, Pichiomycetes, Serinales, Debaryomycetaceae.